CUAUACUGAUUUCUGAAUCUGCGCAUGUAAAGGUUUGACGUAAGCAUGGUCCAAUUCAAACACAGUUUCAUUGCACAAGGUCAGACACGCAGCCAAGUAUCUGAAAGACGUGAUAGCAAAAUGAAAGUAAAAGUGCUAGAGGACAGGAAUGGAAAUUCCAAGUCACUAAACCCUGGAGGCUUAAAUGACUCUUGAAUGCCCGCCCAGAACAAGAAGAAACGGGAAUUUUUCUUGAGGUUUUCCCUAUACAACUGAGUGCGUCAGAUGGAAGCGGAUGUAUGGUUUACCUCUCUCUUUAUCACGUGAAAUUUUUAGAUCAAAUUACGCUCAAAAUGUGAAGUGCAGUUGUUGUGAAUAAUCAAUCUCAGUAAUAUCAGUUUGAAUGUGACGCCUUGUGCUAUAUUUGUAUUCUGUGUAACAUUUCGUUUCGUCAACUUAUUGCGCAAAUUCGCUGAUAUUUGAGCUUUUACUAUUUCUGCGUCGUGGUUAUUCACCACCUGACAGUCAUUCGCCAUGGGAGUUUUCAGCAGUAGUGGGCUUAUUGCCUUCACGUUCAUUUUACUGUUACAACGAAAGAUUAUGAUGGAAACAGUAGCAUCUCAGCCGCAAUUUACCGCCCCAGAUUCUUCUUCACUUUAUUUAACAGAGCAGGCAAAUUCGCAUUUCCACAAUACUUCAAACAAUGGAAUGGACCAAAGAUUGAAGACAAAUAAGUUUUUGAUCCGGAAAUGCUGUGGUCGAGGCCAAAUUUACAAUUUUAAUAUGGAAGAAGAAGUUGCCGAUAGGAAAGAUCGAUGUGUGAAAUACUCGAUUUCAGAGUCGUCAUCCCGAACCAAAAAUAAGAACCAAAUAUUUAUUGAGCACAAACAGCAUCUGCCUUCGGGAUAUGCGCUUGACAAUUUUGAAGUCGACACGGGAUUUCCCCGCAAUUGCGAGCUCGAUUUGCUAUUGCAACCAGACCAAAAGGUGGACGAUCUUUUUUACCCGCUUCCGUCUGGCCAGUUGAUAGUGCCCCAUCGAUUUUGGCUCUUGCAAUUUGACGUUCACUGUAUCGAAGACUAUUUUGAAAAUGGAAAUUUCACCAAGCCUAGGAGAGUCGCGUUUGUUUGUAGUCAAAAUACCACGUCAUUCCCCACGACUGCCAUUGACAACGUGGGAAAGCUGCAGCUAGAUUUUAUCGCACCAGUAAUUCCUGCCGAAUUGUCACCAAUUGUCGGCCGAACUGUGAUUCGAAAGUGCUGCGCAAGAAAUGAAGUUUAUUCUUCCCGGGGACAGUGCAUAGAAAAUCAAGGAUUUGCAACAAAUUACUUUGAUGAUCUUCAACCCACAGAAAGAGACGACAUGUUUUUUCGCAUCGGCCCACUCCCUUGCUUCCAAAAUCAAUUGACUACCAAAAAUUUCAAUCUGGCCCCAAAUGGCAGUUUAGAGAUCGGCAUGAGCAACAGUGAUAUACAUGGCCAGUUAUUCUCUAUGGAGCAUUACUGUAUAGAGGACGUUGUAUCUUAUGAUGCCGCUGGUUUCCCUGUAACGUCAAACGAAGCCUUUUUCUGCGUAGACCAGGAUAAUAGUGAUCAGCACUUAUCCGAGUUACCCGAGUAUCCAGAUUAUUUCAAUCCUUACGAAACGGAUUCCAACAGCUCCUUUUUUCCUGGUCACAACGUAUCUGAAAUCAUCAUACCUGAAUAUCCAGAUUAUUCCGAUACCACUCACGAAAUUGAUAACAGCAACUCCGUUGAUCCUGGUCAGCAUUUACCUGAAUUUAACACACCUGAGUAUCCAGGUGAUUUUAAUACCCUUCACGAAAUGGAUUACAACGACUCCGGUAAAAUUAAAACCCCAAAAUGUUGUCCCCUUGGAUACGUGAUGGACGAAUCGGAAACUUGCCAGCUACUAAAGUUGGGAGAAGGUUCAUCGGGUGAAGAGCGGAUUAUUUCCCAAGCCUUGAACAAUUAUUUCUUGAAUGAACAUAAAAUUGUCACCAAUCUCAUCUCAAACAUUUCGUCGGGUUCUUGCGAGUUAAUUCGAUUAAUUCCUUUCGUUAGUUAUGACGCCUCGACGGAAAUAAAAUUCGAGGUUAAUCCGAAAAAUGAACUGUCACUGUUGAUCCAUUUACAAACAAAAAAUUAUUGGAACUUUAAAUUGAAACCCCAUUUUUUUUGUGCCGAUUUUGUACGCUUCCGAAGUGAGAAAGAAGUUUCCUACCAGCCACAAAUUUUCCAUUGCGCAAAACAGGAACACCACGUAUCUAUUCAUUACCCCGUCCUUCUCUGCAUUUCUGCUGUGGGUUUAAUACUCACAUUAAUAAUUUAUUUUUUUGUUCCAGCUAAAGGUUCCGCCAAAUUAGUUACGACCGGAUUUGGAGCAGGAAGUAGGGGAACGAGAACUCCGACUAUGGCCACGAUGUUGACGGGCCGCAUUCUACUUUGUCACGUCUUCACUCUGUCUCUGACGUUCAUUUGCUUAGCGAUGGUUCAACGAGAGUAUUUUCCGCCAAUCCAAACUUCUUGCGUUGCCAUAGGUUAUUUUAUUUAUGGCGCAUCGAUAGCUUCAUUCGCGUGGUUGACUGUAUACUGUUUUGAUUACUACCGAAUUUUCACUGGCGCAUUCAAGGUGUCCAACGACAUGCUAUUCAUCCCGUAUUCGAUAUUCGGAUGGGGCGUUCCCAUCAUAGCUCUUAUUGCUAUGGCGAUUACACAAUUCCAAUCUACGGAGCUUGGUGUUUCUGACAGCGUCAAUCCAAAUAUCGGUCUUCUUAACUGUUGGUUUCCUCAUGAUGGCAUUUCAGCACUGGUUUUCUUUUAUGGGCCUGUUGGUACCUUGCUAGUUCUCGACAUGAUAUGUUUUCUCUCCUUGAUUUUCAAUCCCAACCUGAUGCACUGCUGGAGGAGGAAACAAUCGAUAAGGAGCAACAAAAAAGUUUCAAAGGAGCAGGAAGAUUUUAAAAUGGCGUUGAAACUCUUUUUUAUCACCGGAGUCCCAUGGGUGUUUGAACUUGCUGCUUGGCUGCCUGUGUAUCUAUCCGAAUCUCAAGCCAUCUUUCAAAGCAACUCCGUAGGAAGAUACUUCUUCGAAAUCGGCAAUUUGCUCAACGCAUUGCGAGGAAUCGUCAUUUUUAUCAUUUUUAUUGUUUUACAACGAGAUGUUCGUCACUAUUUGAUGCUUCGCCUUAAGAGAAUUUUCAAGAGAGAUUCUCCGACUAAUGUAGCUCUCCAGCAUUCUCCAGGCAAUACCGAUGGAGGCCAUUCCGUCUCAACUGAACAAUUAACCAAUAGGCGAAUUUCCGCAAUGACUUCUCAAACACUCGUCGCAUCCUCUGCGUCGGAAGAGCAGAGUACCAAUGAACCUGAGUUAGACGAGAUAAGCAUUUUAUAGCGAAACAGACAACACAAUUUAAGAAAUAUAUAAAAUCAACAAAUGAAAAUAGAUCUAGAAAAUCUGGUUCAAAAAUGAUUAAAACAAUCGACAAACUAAUUUUGCAUUGAAAGGUGCAAUACGCACGUACGAUAUUUCAAUUGAAUUAAUUCAGCGAUGUUAUCAAAGAUGUUAUUAUAGGAAAGUUUUUUUAACCACUACUAAAUAACAGUUUCAAUCAUAAAAAUUUGUCCAACUUCCUUCUUUCAUUUUCUCUGUGGAGGAGCUUGCUUUAUUUAUUUAUUAAAUUUUUUUAUGAUUCUUGAACCACAUUUUUAAUUGUUCAACGUGCCAAAAUGUCUACCCAUCUACGUAUCUAAUUCCAUCCCUUUCUGCGCGCGUGAGUUGUCUUCUAGAACUGAUCUUCUUUUUUAAAUGUGUUUAAAUCUGUAUUUAAUUUAAAAAUAAAAUGUCAAAAUUUA
Molecule: messenger RNA, 3833 nt
Organism: Daphnia pulex (common water flea)
Lineage: Eukaryota; Metazoa; Arthropoda; Branchiopoda; Diplostraca; Daphniidae
Exons: 9
Coding region: 514-3372 (952 amino acids)
Biological process (GO): G protein-coupled receptor signaling pathway; cell surface receptor signaling pathway
Cellular component (GO): membrane
Molecular function (GO): G protein-coupled receptor activity
Source: RefSeq, a predicted model, not a curated record